AUGCCUCCCAAGAAAGUCGCCGCCCCUAAGGAGAACAUCUCCUUGGGACCCUCCGUUCGCGAUGGCGAGCUCGUUUUCGGUGUUGCUCGUAUCUUCGCUUCGUUCAACGAUACCUUCGUUCACGUUACCGAUCUCAGUGGCCGUGAGACCAUCGCCCGUGUCACCGGUGGUAUGAAGGUCAAAGCCGAUCGUGACGAGUCUUCCCCCUACGCCGCCAUGUUGGCCGCCCAGGACGUUGCCACUCGUUGCAAGGAACUGGGCAUUAAUGCUCUUCACAUCAAGAUCCGUGCAACUGGUGGUAACGGCACCAAGACCCCCGGUCCCGGUGCUCAGUCUGCUCUCCGUGCUCUUGCUCGUGCUGGUAUGAAGAUCGGCCGCAUCGAGGAUGUCACCCCCACACCCUCCGACUCUACCCGCAGAAAGGGUGGUCGCCGUGGUCGCCGUCUCUGA
Messenger RNA from Ustilaginoidea virens, 450 nucleotides. RefSeq lists its product as uncharacterized. The coding region runs from base 1 to 450 and encodes 149 amino acids. Gene Ontology annotation, cellular component: cytosolic small ribosomal subunit; ribosome. Gene Ontology annotation, biological process: maturation of SSU-rRNA from tricistronic rRNA transcript (SSU-rRNA, 5.8S rRNA, LSU-rRNA); translation; ribosomal small subunit assembly. Gene Ontology annotation, molecular function: small ribosomal subunit rRNA binding; structural constituent of ribosome; mRNA 5'-UTR binding. The record is from RefSeq and is a predicted model, not a curated record. NCBI's taxonomy places the organism in Eukaryota, Fungi, Ascomycota, Sordariomycetes, Hypocreales, Clavicipitaceae. The transcript has 4 exons.